Camelina sativa (false flax) is the source of this 1085-nucleotide messenger RNA. NCBI's taxonomy places the organism in Eukaryota, Viridiplantae, Streptophyta, Magnoliopsida, Brassicales, Brassicaceae. The record is from RefSeq and is a predicted model, not a curated record.
UGAUGACUAAGGAGAAAGUGAACCUACAAAGGAUAACGAACGAUAAGACAAGGAUAACAACUUACAAGAAGAGGAAAGCUAGUCUUUACAAGAAGGCAACCGAAUUCUCAACUCUCUGCGGUGUCAAGACAUGUCUCAUCGUCUAUGGUCCCACUAAGGCAACGGAUGAGGUGAUUUCCGAGCCAGAGAUAUGGCCGAGGGACGAGACCAAAGUCAGAGACAUCAUACGUAAGUACAAAGACACAGUGUCGAACAGCUGCAAGAAAGAAAACCACGUGGAAACUUUCGUUAACGAUUUAGGGAAAGCGAAGGAGAUGGAGACUAAUAAAAAGGUCCCUAAGAGUGAGAAGUAUUGUAACUGGGACCAGAAGCUAGACAAGUGUUCUCGAGAGCAGCUACGUGCGAUAUUCUGUGCCGUGGAUAGCAAGUUACACGAAGCUGUGGCGAGACAGGAACCUAGUAUGUUUAGGGUUCAUCAUCAAGCCAUGGACACACAAAUCCCGCAGAGUGUAAUGGAUCAACAUUACAUGCAACAGUAUUUUUCUGAGCAGCCACAGUUUCAAGGCUUCCCUAAUAAUUAUAACAAUAUGUGUUACUCGUUCAUCCCACCUCAUGAUGAUCAGAUUCAAAUGGACCCGAAUCUCACGGAGAACUGGACCAACUUGGGGUUAAAUCAAGGCUUGAUGAUGUCAAAGGGAAACGAUGGUACUCAGUUGAUGCAAAGGCAAGCACAGCCUUAUUACAAUCGUGAACCGGUUGUACCGAGGUCUGCAGCUUAUAAUGUGAACCCGUUUGCGGGAUAUCAAGUCCCGUUCAAUAUUCCUUGGAGGUUAUCGGGAAAUCAAGUUGAAGACUGGGAUCUUUCAGGGAAGAACCCGAUUUGAAUGACGGAGGUUAAUUAGUUUUUAGGGUUUUAUUUAUUAUUCUAUUUCUGCUGGUUUUGUUGUAUAUGAUGGCUUGGUUUUGUCAACUUUGUUUUUGGCAUACCAUCAUCAUUUUUACAUUCUAUAAAGUUUUGGUUUUUAGGUAAUAGGUAGUAUACUUUUCCUUAAACACACUCAAUAGACUAUUAUACCACUUAUUAU